Molecule: messenger RNA, 297 nt
Organism: Stegodyphus dumicola
Lineage: Eukaryota; Metazoa; Arthropoda; Arachnida; Araneae; Eresidae
Product: sperm protamine P1-like
Source: RefSeq, a predicted model, not a curated record
AUGGAUGUUAAAUCCAUUGAGGCUGAAAUCAAAUUAUUCAUGAAGAGUGCCGUAGAUCGUGGCAUCUUAUCAAAGCUGGAUGGACAGUACAAAGUUAUGGAGAGAGGAAGACGUCGUAGAAGUUCCAGCAGAAGAAGGCGAGGAAAAUCGGCAGGAGCUCCAAAAAGUCGCAGGCGAAGGAGGAGUUCAUCGCCUAAAAAGGGAAGGUCUCGACGAAGAAGAUCUUCUCCGCGCAGGAAAUCAGGAAGACGUUCCAGACGUCGUCGCCGUAAGACCGCUCCUGAUACGGAAGUCUGA